This is a messenger RNA of Symbiodinium natans, 222 nucleotides long. The record is from the annotation of a GenBank genome assembly. NCBI's taxonomy places the organism in Eukaryota, Dinophyceae, Suessiales, Symbiodiniaceae.
AUGGAGGUCCAUGCAGACUACGCCUUGAUCCUGGCCACCGACCGGCUACGGUGGCAGGACGUGGUCAUGGCCAGCCGAUUGGCGCAGCUGGUAGCCAAAGAAUUGCUACUGGUCGCCGCCAAUCCUUCUCCACAGGCUGAGGCGACGCUCUCUGAGUUCUUAGCAUCCAGCACCUCUGUGCUGGAGUUUGCUGCGAGGCCUUGGCGGCGGCAUCUCUCCUAG